Messenger RNA from Phaethon lepturus (White-tailed tropicbird), 1462 nucleotides. RefSeq names its product coiled-coil domain containing 82 (gene CCDC82). The record is from RefSeq and is a predicted model, not a curated record. The coding region runs from base 1 to 1413 and encodes 470 amino acids. Lineage: Eukaryota; Metazoa; Chordata; Aves; Phaethontiformes; Phaethontidae. Gene Ontology annotation, cellular component: nucleus. The transcript is spliced from 7 exons.
AUGGAGUUAAAAGCAGUUGUCAAAAGGUACGAAACAAGAAAUAAGACAGCAGGAACAGAACUGUCAUCAUCCAAAUCGCGAGUUGAUUGGAGACGCACUAAAAGGGAGCUCAUACUACUUGACAGCAAUGAUGAAUCCUCAGGUACCUCUGAGGAGGAAGACCCUACCACAUCAGAAGAUGAAGUAGAUGAAAAAGAUGAAACUGUUGUGAAGAACAGCCUUUUGGAUCAGGAAGAGAAAAGCCACGAUGGGGAAUUAACAGAAGAUGGUGAAGAUGAGUGCAUCAUGCCUGGGAAGCGUAAAAGGUUGAAGACCUCUGUCUUGUAUGACAGUGAUGAAAGUGAGGACAGUGAUAUACUUGUUAGAAAAGUUUUUGCUAAACGCCACUGUAUAAUGGAUGAAGAUGAGAGUUCUGAUGAACAGCAACCGGAUAUAACCUGCCCUGCAGAAAAUGUUUCCACUAGUAGGAAACAGAAAGUGUUUGCAAAAUUGAAAGAACUUGCAAAACAAAGAGCAACUCGGAGAUCCUGCAGCAGUGAAAAUUCUGAGGAUUCUAAUGGUGAAGCAGAAAUAGAAGAGGAACCACUCUGUCACUUGCCUCUCAUGCCAACAGAAGGUAGCGAAGCUGACAGUGACAGCAUGAAAGAUUUUAUAGUAGAGGAAGAGGAAGAUGAUCAUGACAACACAGAGCACAUGAAAAGUGAAAACUUGCUACAACCGAAGGAACUAAAUACAUUGAAUAGCGACUUGCUGGCAUACUACAUCCCACACUUAUCUCGCUGUGAUCAUUACGUACACUUCAAAAGAAUAGUAAAGGCUUUCCUCAUAAAUGCAAUUGAUAACACUUUUCUGAGCUCAUUAUAUGAUGGAACAAGACAAAAGCAGUAUGCGCAAGAUAUGUUGCUCUCACUUCAUUAUUUGGAUGACCGCUUCAUUCAGCCUCGUCUUGAGAACUUAAUCUCUAGAAGUCGCUGGAAAGAUCGAUACAAGGAGCGUGUGGAUUGUUACCCAGAUGUUCGCAUAAUCUUGAAAGAUCCAAAAAAUGUGUCUUGUCAGGCCUGUGAACUGAAUCGGUAUUGUAAGUUUAAUGUGAUGCUCUCUGGAAAGCUUUAUAAUAGUAGAACUUUGGAAGCAGAUGACUUCAUGUCAGAUGACAAACAGGUUUUGAAGGUUGGCAUGGUGUGUGCAAAUCGUACAAGAGUUUAUCAUAAUUUGAAGCACUUCAAAUACAAGUUGUAUGUGGAUUGCAGCUCCAUUACAGAGUCGGAUGGUGUUGAGGAUGAACCAGUCAAAGACACAGUCGAACGGCUUUUCAGCCAGUUGGAAGACAGUGGGUGGAUUCAGAAGAGAUAUAAUGAUCUUGAAGACUACAUGAAUGAUGCAGACAGUUUCCAAGAAGAGAAAAUGGAUUAAGUAGUCAUACAGCUCUUUGAAAGACAUCUUGUAAAAAUUUGAAUGGCCU